GACGGGCUCGCAGUCACCGGAAGCCAUCAGUACUUUGGUUCGAGCAUUGCUGGGACAAUGCGAUCAUCUGAUGAUUACCCAUGCAUCGAUAAAGCUACGUUCUUGAGCCUCCCAAAAGAGCUGCGCUUGUCGAUUUACUCAUACGUCCUACCCAACACGGAAUCCUUCGAUCUACGGUUCCAACGCGGCGACGGCGAAGCCAAACCGCCAAGCGAGUAUAACCUCACCUUCGUCCGGGAAGCAAAUGACAGCAAUGGCGUCUGGAGAAUGCAAAAGACGCUUCCGAGAUCCGACCGCGAGGUUGGCAACGAGAUCGUGUGGCGACUGGGUUGCAUCUCGCUGUUAUCAACGUGUCACGAGAUCCAUGACGAAUGCGUCGACAUGAUCUACGGCGACAAUACCUUUGUGAUAGACGUCUCGUUCGACACAAUCAAGUUUCGUCAGCGCUGGCACACGGCGAACAAUCUGACGCCGGGACGAUCCUACGCGUUCUUGGACCAUUUCUCGCAGCGGAAUCUCAUGAAGAUCAAGAAUUAUAUUGUAAACGUAGAGCAUGUGGAUGACUACACGGGGAUGAUCAAGUUCAAUUGCGGUGGGCGAGGGCUCACGGCUGGGAUCCGAGGGAGGGUGCAAGAACUAGUGGAUCUACUUGUUGCUGUACCCAAUCUCCACCGACUGCACGUGCAUCUGAUAGAUGGGGCUAUCAGCCGUGUGCGUUUCCCUAGCGGUCGUGUGCAUCGUGUUCAGGACGUUCAAAAUUUCUCGACGUCGCAAACCGUGCUGGACCCCUUCAAGGGACUGUAUGGAGUACGGAAGGCGAGGGUGACGGGUGUGAGCGAGGCGUACGCGAAGCUCCUCGAAGUGAGCAUGGCUGAAACGAGGGGCGCACCUCAAGGGUGAUGGGUAUCAUGGUUUAUACAUUGGUGUUAGACAAACAUAGAGCUACUAUU
Messenger RNA from Paraphaeosphaeria sporulosa, 950 nucleotides. RefSeq lists its product as uncharacterized. NCBI's taxonomy places the organism in Eukaryota, Fungi, Ascomycota, Dothideomycetes, Pleosporales, Didymosphaeriaceae. The record is from RefSeq and is a predicted model, not a curated record. The transcript has a single exon. Bases 58 to 900 code for a protein of 280 amino acids.